This is a messenger RNA of Punica granatum (pomegranate), 2988 nucleotides long. Lineage: Eukaryota; Viridiplantae; Streptophyta; Magnoliopsida; Myrtales; Lythraceae. The record is from RefSeq and is a predicted model, not a curated record.
ACCACCAUUUGCGACCAAAGCUAUGCACUCCUCAAUGAAGAAUCGAUAUCAAUGGUCCACAGAAUCAUAUCCUGCGAACUUUGUAUCUGCAAUUUUGUAGUUGUUCAAUUUCCUUUGACGUGGCCAGGUAGGAUAGGGUUAGUAUUAGAGUAAGAAUUUAGUAUAGCUUGAGAACCAAUCGGUAUAGCCUUCCGCUAUCCAAUCUGCCCAUGUGAGCUAAGCACUUGAUAUUAUGUCAAGCAAUGCAAUCCCAUUCCACAUUACCCUGGCUAACUAAUUGCAACUUAAUUGAAUGAUACAACUCAUAAGAGCUUGCGGGGAAAAUUGAAACAGUUCGGAAACUUUUGUCAUCACUCUGAAAUGACUGGAACUAGAGGGAUCAUUGCGAAACUUUGUACAAACUAAGGACCAAAGUGAAAUUAACCACAGCACAGAUCUACUCUUGUAGUUUCGUUGACCGUCUUUCCUUCUGCUUCAACUCGCCCAUGGCUUCCUCCUCUGGGAACCCCGACGUCGGCGCAGACAGGGCCAUGAACAUCCCCGGCAUCUUGACCUCCUUAUCAGUUCUGCACGGCCUUCUCGCCGAAGCUAAGCUUUCCAUCGCGCAGAACCCAUCAAAUGAUGGUCAUCCUGAAAUGGGCAAUCAGUGUGAGAAGCUAUGCAGGGAGCUCAACCAGAUCAAAUCCGCCUUCGCCAAGCUCGAUAGGCUUGGAGACGAAGUCGCCGUCGCGUUGACGAACUUGGAGAAAAACGUCGGCGAGGUGUUUCGAGCCAUCCAGGAAGCCUCCGGUGAUGGGUCAUUCGACCGAGUCCAGCCCAAGCUACGAACCGUCACCAAGAACGUCCUCAGGUUGAGAAUUCAGCUUCCUUCCUUCCCCGUCGUCGAAUUUAAAGAUCCGUUUGCUGAUCGAAAUGCGGAGAUAGGCGAUAGGUUUUGCGUCCAUAAUGAAAUAUCCGCUCUGUACAUGGCAGAGAAGUAUGAGUAUUGCUCCGUGUUUGGAGAAGUCUUCGAGGGCCUUGAUGACUUAGAGAGGAGGCUCCUGCUGUUCUUCGCAGUGUUUCCCGUGGGUUCGGUGGUGAAGAAGAGAGUCCUGAAGAAUUGGUGGGAUGGAGAAGGUUUGUUGGAGCUUUCUGCAGAAAAGACGGCAGAAGGUAUACUAGAGGAAAUGAUGGGCAGGUGUUUGGUCGAGGCCGUGAGGGAAGGCCGGAGGUUGGUCGGUUUCAAGAUGCGCCCCUUCGUGCACUUUGCGGUGGUUGCUCGGGCGUUGGAAGAGGGAUUCUUCGCUUUCGAUUCUAAGGGUAAUCCCACUGUUGAGCUCUUGAGGUCGAGUAGGGGAUGUUUGGUAAAGACUGAAGAAGGGUCUUCUUCCUUGGAUAAACUCGAGGAUGAUCUAGGUUCUGCGCUUGGAUUUCAGACUCUGUUCAAUGUAAGCGAGCCCUAUCCCGACUUCAAGUUGGACUUUUUCUUGAAGUUGAAGCGCCUCAAAGUUCUCAGCUUGGGGAAAUGGCAGAGCUCCAGCGGUCACCACAUCGAGGUGGAUAAUACGGAGUUCUUGAAAGGGCUUAAAAGUAUGAGAGAUUUGAGGCUGUUUAGCCUCAGGGGCAUCUCGAGAGUUUCCGAGCUACCUGAUGCUGUAUGCAAGCUUGGGAACUUGAGGAUACUGGACUUGAACGCGUGCCACAACCUCGAGGCACUGCCAGAUGGUAUCGGCUCGCUCAAGAAGCUGAUUUACUUGGAUAUUUCAGAGUGUUACUUGCUGGACUGUAUGCCCAAGGAACUGGCUUUACUCACCGAGCUACAGGUCCUUAAAGGUUUUCUAAUCGUUGAAACUACAUUUAGGGAGUCCUGCAGUUUCACGGAUUUGGCCGGACUAAAGAAGCUGAAGAAAUUGAGUGUUUAUGCUAACAGAAACGAUUUCCCGAGAGCUGAUGAGCUUGGCAUUUUUCAGAAAUUUGAACGGUUGAGGAAGCUAUCUAUAUCUUGGGGAGGCAGGGCCAUAUUAAAAAAGACGGAGAGCCAAUCUGCGGUAGAUUCUAAUACUACUGCUGUUGUCGAUCCAAAGGAAGCCGCUGUAGUGGUCGAAAAUGAGAAAAAUGUCGCUCUUAAUAUAAAACAUGAUCAAGAGGACCAUGUAAGCGCUGCAGAACGCAAUUCAUGGGAUAGCACAAAGGAACGAAGUGUCGGGGAUGUGGUUGCAGGCGAUGAAGGUUUGAAGAGAGCAAGAGAGAGUGCUGAUGCUGGAGAAAUUAUAGAAGAAAGUUGUGCGACAACUGGAGGAAGCUCCAGAACGUUGGUCGGCAAAUAUAAACCUACGGAGAGAAUGGACGGUUCUGCGGAACUAGGUGCAGGAAACUGUUCGAGGUCAUUCAGUGGUCAAGAUGGUGACGAGCAGCAAAAUGUCACAACAGAGGCAGAGGAUACGACAACUCAAGUUGGUGCAGGACAUGAACCCGAGCAAGGGCGUAGGAUGGACAAAUCAAGGAAAGCAAAAGUCUUAGACACACGCAUCCGGAAAAUUUUGUCUAAACUACCAACGGUUAAGCAGCAAAAUGAAGCAGAUCCAACAUCUGGGGAGGUCUUUAAAGCUCUAGAGAAAUUGGAUCUCCAAUGUUACCCCAACGAGAGCAGUCCUGAUUGGCUGAAGCCUGGAAACAUGAAGAGCUUGAUAAAGUUGUACAUUCGAGGAGGGAAACUCCAUGAUUUCGGUGAAACUCAGAAUGAUGAUUCUUGGUCUGUGGAGAUACUACGACUGAAGUUCUUAGAUGAGCUGGAAAUGAACUGGGACGAUGUGCAAGCUUUGUUUCCUAAGUUGAUCUACUUGGAGAAAUUCGAGUGCAAGAAUCUCACGACCUUUCUGGGUGAUCUGAAUGGAGUGUGGGUGAAGAGAUCAUAGGGAACUCAACAUUUCGCAGUGUAGCCAAGAACUAAUUUAAAUUCAUAUCUAGCUCAGUUUUAUGUUUCUCAAUUCCAUUGGCUGCUAUACUUUA